AUGUGCUGGAUGCGGAUAUUCUUCGCUCUCAUCGUUUUGUUUUCUAUAGAUGUCAGUACAGCUGAUCGUCGACCAAACAAAUACCAAGAUCCAGAAGUGGUAGCCAUGAAUUUACAAUCUGGUGUUCAGAAAUAUUAUAUGCCUGAUAGCGAUUCCUAUAGUGGCCACAAAGUAAUGCGUCGUGUCAGAAGGCGAACACAUAAGCGUGCAAGUUAUUUUGCUGCACCUCUUGAUUUUCCACGGAAUAUAAAACGAUAUGAAAGCAAUGAAAAUGAUGAUAUUUCUGAUACGCCGAUGUAUCUUCAGCAACCUAUGGAUAAAGUUUAUCGUGUAUUAUCACAGAGUCUUUCUAAGCCUCAUUUGUCAUCAGAUAACGAAGAACUUUUACACAUUUUGCUAGAACUUAUCAAGCUUUUCAAUAAAAGGCCUGUUCGUAAAAUAA
Messenger RNA from Heterobilharzia americana, 442 nucleotides. The record is from the annotation of a GenBank genome assembly. Lineage: Eukaryota; Metazoa; Platyhelminthes; Trematoda; Strigeidida; Schistosomatidae.